Molecule: messenger RNA, 201 nt
Organism: Anisakis simplex (herring worm)
Lineage: Eukaryota; Metazoa; Nematoda; Chromadorea; Rhabditida; Anisakidae
Source: the annotation of a GenBank genome assembly
AUGGCUGGAAAAGUAGAUACAACAUCUCGUGUUUGCUCGGACAGUUUCGAGGAUUGGGAGAAGAAAUGGAAUGGAGAAAUCGAGGCUAUGACAAACAAAAUAGAUGCAUCAUCUCAUAUCUACUUGAACCAGCUCGACAAAUGGGCAACAGAUGUGCAUACACAACUCGACGGUCUAAUUGAAUUAUUAUCUAACAAUUAG